GCAGUCCCGGUCCCGGCCCUCCGCGCGGGUGGGCUUGGAGCAGGCCGCACCGGGCGGGAACCCCACUCCCACCCCGGAGGACCCCUGCCCUUUCUCCCCUUUUCCCCCCGGCCCAUGGUGCAAGGCUGGGAGCCGCCGCCCGGGCCGGACUGCGCUAUCUCUGAAGGGCACAAAUCAGAAAGCACCAUGCCUCCUAAUAAAGAGGCGAGCUGUCUUAAUAGCUCCCCGGCGGGGCUCAUCUGCCUCCCUCCAAUCUCCGAGGAGCUACAACUUGUGUGGACCCAAGCAGCCCAGACCAGUGAGCUGGAUGGCAAUGAACACUUGCUACAAACCUUCAGCUACUUUCCCUAUCCCAGUCUAGCAGACAUUGCCCUUCUCUGCUUACGCUAUGGGUUGCAGAUGGAGAAAGUCAAGACUUGGUUCAUGGCCCAGCGCCUCCGCUGUGGCAUUAGCUGGUCAUCUGAAGAAAUAGAAGAGACUCGAGCCCGAGUGGUCUACCAUCGGGACCAGCUCCAUUUCAAAUCCCUUCUCUCUUUUACUCAUCGUGCAGGGCGGCCCCCAGAGGAGGUGCCUCCUUCUCUGAUGCCACCUCCAGAACAAGUGGGUCUUGGAAUAGUGCCCCUGACUCUUAGUGAGCCCACCCAGAUGAAAGGAUUGAAGGUGGAGCCUGAGGAGUCCUCAGAGCUGCUGAGUCACCAGAAAGCAAAGGAACCCCUGAUGGCACCUGGCAGUGGGACAUUCCCCCACCAAUCCGAUUAUUGGCAGAAUCUUCAAAGCAGUGGCUUCUCUAAGGAGCAGGCAGGCAGGGGUCCCAACCAGUCACAUGGCCUAGGUUCUGCUUCAUGGAAUCACUCCACAGCUGUCCACCAGCCACAUGCUCGGGAUAAGCCCCCACCAAUCUCACUACUUGCUAGUAGUUGUAAGCAGGAGUCAGCAUCUAAUAUGACUCCUCCUUCUCCCUCUACCUCUUCUUCCACUUUCCCAGUACUGGCUAACGGAGCUACUGCCACCUCUAAACCCCUCCAGUCACUGGGCUGUAUCUCACAGCCACUGUCACCCAAUGAACAGGCACUGCCCCCACAUCUGGAGCCAGCCUGGCCCCAAGGGCUAAGACAUAACUCAGUAUCAGGUAGGGUUGGCCCUGCAGAGUACCUUUCCCCAGAUAUGCAACGCCAGCGAAAGACCAAGCGCAAAACCAAAGAGCAGCUGGCUAUCCUCAAGUCUUUUUUUUUACAGUGCCAAUGGGCACGGCGUGAGGAUUACCAUAAAUUAGAACAGAUCACUGGCUUACCUCGACCUGAGAUCAUUCAGUGGUUUGGUGACACACGCUAUGCCUUGAAGCAUGGGCAACUAAAAUGGUUUCGGGACAAUGCAGUACCUGGUGCCCCUAGUUUCCAGGACCCAGCAAUUCCCACACCCCCACCUUCAACCCGCUCCUUGAGUGAAUGGGCUGAGACACCACCUCUGCCGAACCCCCCACCCCCACCGGAUAUACGACCCUUGGAGAGGUACUGGGCAGCUCAUCAACAGCUAUGGGAAAGUGAUAUCCCUCAGCUGAGUCAGGCAUCAAGGCUUAGCACCCAGCAGGUACUGGAUUGGUUUGACUCUCGAUUACCUGAGCCAGCUGAGGUGGUGGUUUGUCUAGAUGAAGAGGAGGAAGAGGAGGAGGAAGAACUGCCAGAAGAUGACGAGGAUGAAGAGGAGGAGGAGGAGGAAGAUGAGGAUGACGAUGAUGAUGUGAUCAUACAGGACUGAGUCGGGGGGACUAGGGGAGGGAAGGUCUGUUACUAAAAGAUGAACCAACUUAGUAACUGUUUAAACAAAGAAACCACAUUUUUUUUAAAUUACCUUGUGGCAAAGGAAAAAAAAAAUACCAUCCAUAUAUCUCUGAAAACUAGAAUUC
Mirounga angustirostris (Northern elephant seal) is the source of this 1903-nucleotide messenger RNA. Its product is annotated as homeobox and leucine zipper protein Homez-like. NCBI's taxonomy places the organism in Eukaryota, Metazoa, Chordata, Mammalia, Carnivora, Phocidae. Gene Ontology annotation, molecular function: DNA binding; DNA-binding transcription factor activity, RNA polymerase II-specific. The record is from RefSeq and is a predicted model, not a curated record. Gene Ontology annotation, biological process: regulation of transcription by RNA polymerase II. Gene Ontology annotation, cellular component: nucleus.